Messenger RNA from Sparassis crispa, 2646 nucleotides. Its product is annotated as Suppressor of glycerol defect protein. The record is from RefSeq and is a predicted model, not a curated record. The transcript has 13 exons. Bases 1 to 2646 code for a protein of 881 amino acids. Gene Ontology annotation, molecular function: RNA binding; protein binding. Gene Ontology annotation, cellular component: nucleolus. Gene Ontology annotation, biological process: ribosomal small subunit biogenesis. Lineage: Eukaryota; Fungi; Basidiomycota; Agaricomycetes; Polyporales; Sparassidaceae.
AUGUCGGCUCGCACAGGUCCUUCGCUACCCAAGUCCUUGCUCGAGGAGUUGGCGGGCGGAGACACGAACGUACACGGGCAUAGACGAAAGGCCGGACACCAACUCUCUCGUAAGGAUGCACGGAAGCAGGACCGUCAUGAUCGUAAACAGCGUAAAGCAAACUUCUUCGCUCACCCAGUUACGCACCAUACUGCAUCUGCGAAGCGCGGCGCAGAAGCGGAGCACCCAGACAGUCCACAGCGGAAGAGAGCGAAGAUAGUCAAUUCUCAGCCUGCACAAUCCGUAUCUACCCAACACUCAGCUCAAAAUCAUGCUAAGGUAAAAUACUCUAACAAUGAGCCUGCGGAAGUAAAAUCGACGCUGCGGAAACCGAAGACUGCGCUAGAGAAGCUCGCGACGCGUCCCGCCAAGAAGUCUACCCUUGGCGUCCCACCCGGUUCUCAACGGGAGGAAGAAGAGGACGCGUAUAUUGCCUAUCUGGAGUCGAAGCUCGGAUGGUCCAAGGGCGGAAAGCGUACGACAAAGUACGGCAAGGGUGGGGACGAUGGGCUAGACGAUUUGCUGAGAGAUCUCGACACUUUUGACAACCCAACCUCAGCUCUAGUCGGUCAGUCUGGAGAUAUGAUAUCUGAUGAAGAAGACGACAGUGAAGAAGACGAGGAUGAAAACGAAGAGGGUCCAGACAGUGGAGACGAAGACGAGGAGGAUGGAGACAUGAGAGAACGAGGUGAAGCCUCAGGGCCUGAGGAGGGGCCUGGGGAGGGCAUCUUACGUCUAGACGAAGAAGAUGCUGAAUGGCAAGGAUUUGGAGACUCCAAAACGUCCACAAUACACACACAGUCUCCUUCCGAUGCUCCAGCUAUCUCUGCUCCCAAUUCAUCUGAGACACGUUAUAUCCCUCCACAUCUACGGGUCCGAACGCAGGAAACCCCGCAAGAUUCAGAAACUCAGCUGAAGCUGAUUCGGCAACUGAAAGGUCUAUUGAAUAGGAUGACUGAACAGAAUAUCGCGUCAAUCGUCGAUGGCGUCGAGGAAAUAUACCGGGACCAUCGGAGGCACGACGUCACGUCUACUCUGACAACGCUUAUCAUUGAUGGAAUAUCCGCACACUCAAUUUUACUCGACUCCUACGUGGUCCUACACGCCGCCUUCGUGUCUAGCCUGCACAAGCUCGUCGGUGUCGAGUUCGCGGCGUAUUUCAUCCAGAAUGUGAUCACAACGUACGAGCGCCAAUUCACCAACCUACAAGAUCCCUCUCGCACAAUUCCUGCCUCAAACGACGGACCAUCCGCUGCAGGCGCAGACGGAGAGCCGCUGGGGAAAGAGUGUUCCAACCUCAUCGUCCUCGUCUCUGAGCUGUAUAACUUCCAGGUCAUCUCCUGCGUGCUGGUGUACGACAUCAUCCGCGGGCUACUCGACGGUGAACUGACAGAGUUCAAGGUGGAGCUCCUACUGAAAGUCACACGCAAUUCUGGGCAGCAGCUCAGGCAGGACGACCCCUCGGCGCUGAAGAGCAUCAUCCAGAUUGUACACAACAAGCUCCCCGCGCAGGCGAAUGCCAUGAGUUCGCGCACGCGCUUCAUGGUCGAGACCCUGAGCAACCUCAAGAACAACAAGGUCAAGCGAGACGCGGGCCAGUCUGCUGGGGGUGAAGCUGUCGAGCGGAUGAAGAAAUUCCUUGCCGGGCUGAGCAAGAAGCGGCACGUACUUGCUCACGAGCCUCUGCGCGUGUCGCUUGAGGAUCUGCGCUCUGCCGAGAGCAAGGGCAAGUGGUGGCUCGUUGGCGCUGCGUGGGGUGGGGACCCGCUAGUCGAGCACAAGGAGAGCCAGGCGGAGAAGGACACGGGCACGGCGGAAGCAGAUGCGCCCAGCGAGAACGCGCUGCUAAAGCUGGCGCGGAAGCAAGGUAUGAACACGGACAUCAGGCGGGGCAUUUUCGUAGUUCUCAUGAGCAGCGAGGAUUAUGUGGAUGCGUGUGAGCGGUUAUCGCAGCUGAAGCUCACCGAGGUUCAACAACGGGAGAUCAUCCGCGUUUUGCUGCACUGUUGUGGAAACGAGAAAUCAUACAACCCGUACUACACCCUGAUCGGGCAGCAGCUCUGCCGGACAUCUCAUUCACACAGGAUAACGCUGCAGUUCUGCCUAUGGGACUUCCUGCGAGAUCUCGGAGAGACGAACGUCGGCGGGGCGGAAAUCAUCAAGAACCUCGGCGACGAAUCGUCGGGCUUCGACGUGAAAAGCGUCUCGACCACACGGAAGACCAACAUCGCAAAGGCGUACGCGUGGUGGAUUGCAAAGGACUGCUGCACGCUCGCAAUUCUCAAACCCGUCGACUUUACAUCGCUCAAACCUCAGACACACACCUUCCUCAAAGAGCUGUUGACACAGCUCUUUGUCAGCUCCCAGGUCUCUACGCCGCUGCCCAGUUCUGAUGCGCGGGACUUCCUCACAAGUCGGAACCGCGGCGCCCUCGAGGAGGUCUUCAUCAAGGUGACGCGAACGCAGGCGCUCGUCGUCGGGUUGGUGUAUUUCAUGGGCGAGGCGUUCAGGGAUACCGGGAAGGAGGAAAACGGUUUCAUUAGGUGGGCUAGUCAGGUUGCGAGAGAUACACUGCGAACGGGGUUGGAUGCGGUCACUAGCCUAUGA